CAGCGAUUGUUCCGAGAGAUUAAGCUAUGGCUGAAGCUUGAGCACGAAAAUAUCGUUCCUCUCUUGGGUGUUACAGAUGGAUUUGGUUCUUUCCCAGCACUCAUCUCUCCAUGGUUCCAACAUGGCACUUUGACCGGAUACCUUCAGCGUAAGCAUAAAAAGCUUUCUUACAAUGCCAAAUUUGUACUGGUUCGGUCGAUCAUUCAUCUCACCAUGUUCCACUCGCAGUCAGUCAUCCAUGGAGACUUAAGCGGUAAUAAUGUUCUUAUUGACAAGAAUGGAAAAGCAAGCCUCGCCGAUUUUGGUCUCUCUGCCCUUCUUCCUGAAAGAACGAGUCAGGCAUUAUUGCCCACCAAUCCCACGUGCACCGCGCCAUAUAUGGCGCCAGAAUACUUGAUAUUCGAUGAUGAAGGCAACGUGUCAAUGGUAUUCAGUCCAAAAAGCGAUGUGUACUCUUUUGGAGGGAUCAUGCUGCAGGUUUUGGAGGGCAAGAUCCCAUACCAUUAUGUUGCCAGAUAUGAAGCCAUAAUUAACUUCAUAUCGCGGGGAAUAAGACCCAGAAGGCCGCCUGCACCUGUGGUAGGUGACGUUGACUGGGAUUUCAUUCAGAGUUGUUGGUCACGGGAUAUGGACCAUCGACCCUCUGGCGAAGCCAUCCUAGAAUUUGUGGAAGGACGGGCUGUCCUGAAUUCGUCAUAG
Suillus discolor is the source of this 699-nucleotide messenger RNA. RefSeq names its product kinase-like domain-containing protein. Lineage: Eukaryota; Fungi; Basidiomycota; Agaricomycetes; Boletales; Suillaceae. Gene Ontology annotation, molecular function: protein kinase activity; ATP binding. The record is from RefSeq and is a predicted model, not a curated record. Gene Ontology annotation, biological process: protein phosphorylation; signal transduction. The annotation marks the transcript as partial. The transcript is spliced from 4 exons. Gene Ontology annotation, cellular component: cytoplasm.